Caenorhabditis sp. 36 PRJEB53466 is the source of this 1728-nucleotide messenger RNA. NCBI's taxonomy places the organism in Eukaryota, Metazoa, Nematoda, Chromadorea, Rhabditida, Rhabditidae. The record is from the annotation of a GenBank genome assembly.
AUGGAUGAUGACGAUUACAAUGUUCUGUCUACUGGAUUCGCGGAAGACGACGGAGCUCUUCAGUAUCCGUACGUUAUUUGCAGAUGACGUGAAUUUUUGAAUAUCCUUCAUUCUAGUGAUGACGAUGGGGAGCCACUGGCCGUUGUGUCCGAAAAUCGGUUGGGAGAAGUGAGAAGUGCUCUGGAGGAAUCUGGAUUUAGUACGGGAAUUUUAUAAGAGAAAUCAGAAAAUAUUGUGAAUUUAGGCCGAAAACGACGUCUGGAAGAAAUUGAAGACGUUUAUGAUAGGCAAGGAAGACGAUCGCAUCCGAUGGGUUCGUUUAAUUUUGAAAAGCUAAAUUAUCACGGAAAUGUUGAAAAAGUCCAUUCUUCAGAUUGGCACAUGAGAAUGGAAACGAUGGGAAACGAAGUGGUCGAGAAAAAUCGGAUGAACGCGGCGAAACGCCGGGCUUUGGAGAGUUUGGAGCAGAAAAUUAACGAAGUGCCGGACGAGAGGAGUACAGUGGAAGGAGGUCACGAGGAAACAUUCGGAGUGCCGCAGGAGGAGACUAUCUAUUCGUUGUGCGAACAGGAACUCGGACGGAGAUUCAGCAGACGCAGAGUAAGCAUUACCGGAGAAAAUUAAUUACAAAUAGAAAUAGCAACAACUAAAAUACAAUUUGCAGCACCGAAUUUAGUCGCUGCUUUGAAUAGUUUACUCGCUGCUUUCAAUAUUUUAGUCGCUGAUUUUGACAACUUAGUCGCUGCUCUGGACAGUUUAAUCGCUGCUCCUGAUAAUUUACGCUCUGCUUUUGCUGCUCUUGAUAAACGGCCAUAUUGUUUCUUUCAGGAAAUCAUGACGAAUCCUCCUAUCGACGGCUCAGCGUGGAUCGGUCUCAGCGACUCAGUCAAAGGCCAACGCUUCUACAUUCGCACUUUCCGCGAGGAAACAUCGCCAGUUCCAUUCAUCGAAGCGAUCACCCAACAGGCGACUCAAUCCCGUGUCGGAUACCGUGCAUUCCAGACGAUUUGCCAAGAAGCCGAACGUAUUGGUAAGGCGAAAGAGGCGGCUCGAAUUAAGGAACAAGAGGAGGAUUUCGCUCGGAUGCUCGAUUUGCCAGUGCUCAAUGAUACUGUGGAAUCCGAAGAACCUACACAGACAACGGCGUCUUCACAUCCAGAAUCUUCUCUUUGGGUCAACAAAUACGAAGCCAGAAAUUUUACUGAUUUACUCUCAGAUAAUGUACGUUUUUCUUGCGAAAAUCCCUGUAAUCUUCCUACCUUUCAGUCAGUGAAUCGAAACAUUUUGACUUGGCUUAAAAUGUGGGACGAAUGUGUAUUCCGUCGAAAAGUCGACGAUCUGAUGGAGAGCUUGAGCGAAAAAGAACGCGAAGUUCUUCAGAUGGACCAUGGAAAAAUCCGAAGACCCUCUUCCAAAAUGAUUCUGCUCUCCGGACCCGCCGGCCUCGGAAAAAGUACACUGGCUCGAGUCGUGGCACGACAGGCGGGUUAUACGACGAUCGACGUGAAUGCGAGUGACGCUCGAUCCGUGGCCGACCUGAACAAAGUGCUCGAAGGUGCAGUGAAAACGAGUCGGACUCUGGACGCGGAUCAACGUCCUGCCUGUUUGAUUCUGGAUGAAAUCGACGGAACACCGAUCGAAACAAUCCGUCAUUUGAUUCGUGUCCUUCAGGCAACAGGCAAAAAGGCCGUUCGCAGACCGAUCAUUGGAAUUUGCAACAAUUUGUGA